AUGGAUAACCACAGUGAAAACUCUGUGCAUAUACAGAACGACUUAUACGAUGCGUCAGACUGGUCAGUGGUGGUGAACACCAUUAACAUCGCAGACAUUUCUCCGGACAAACGGUACAGAGCGCUGCACAUCUACUACCACCCCCGCUAUUUCAGAUUAAACAAUGACUAUGACGUGGGCCUGCUGCGGACCAUCACUGAUAUAGACAUGACCGAUGGGGUGCGACCAGUUUGUUUACCCAAAGUGAGUGAGUCCUUUCCAAAUGGAGCGGCCUGCUGGAUCACAGGCUGGGGACAUACCUAUGAAAACGGCUACGUGACAGAUGAGCUAAGGCAAGCACAGGUCAGGGUAAUAGCUCAAUCUGUCUGUUCCCGCCUAAGUGUCUACGGGACCUUCCUUACUCCUCGGAUGAUUUGUGCUGGUAUCAUGGACGGAGGGGUGGACUCCUGCCAGGGAGACAGUGGUGGACCCCUGGUGUGUGAGACAGCCCAUGGUGAAUGGAAAUUAGCAGGAGUGGUCAGCUGGGGAGAGGGCUGUGGACGGUACAAUAAACCAGGCGUCUAUGCCCGAGUGACACAAAUGAUCCACUGGAUUGAAGAAUAUAUAGAGAUGGAUAAAUCAGAGGAAGAUUUGGAGGAGACCACAUCCGCCAACCCCAUCACAGACUAUGGCUUUUACAAUAAAAACACAAAUUAA
Messenger RNA from Sphaeramia orbicularis (orbiculate cardinalfish), 696 nucleotides. RefSeq names its product transmembrane protease serine 3. Lineage: Eukaryota; Metazoa; Chordata; Actinopteri; Kurtiformes; Apogonidae. Gene Ontology annotation, biological process: proteolysis. The transcript is spliced from 6 exons. Gene Ontology annotation, molecular function: serine-type endopeptidase activity. The record is from RefSeq and is a predicted model, not a curated record. The coding region runs from base 1 to 696 and encodes 231 amino acids.